AUGCCGCCUACGAGCUCGUCGUUUACGCCGCUGAACAUUACAAACGAUGUCGUUCCCGAAUGGAUGGGAUCCUUCACCCUUGCUGCACCCCCAAAUACCGAUCUUUGGAGGAAGCCGCCAUCAAGAGACACGUCGACGGCGCCCAUACUCUACACCGCGUUACGCAACCCCUUUGUAGCCGCCGAAGUCACAGUCUCGGCGGAUUGGGAACUGGAAUGGGACCAGGGAGGGCUGGUGAUAUUCGCGGGCGCACCGCCCGGGCAGAUACCAGUCGUGUCACCAGAGCCUCGUCGUGUCAUAGACCUCGCGUUAGAGGAUGAAGCAUUACCAUCGCCAUCGCAAGCUCUGGAUAUCAAUGGCUUCAACGCCACACGAGCACAGGACUCCCAUCUGGACCCUCCAAGAGAGCGUAGCCCUCCGCCCCCUUACGUGCCACCCGCCCCAGCGUCAAAGUGGGUCAAGGUCGGCUUGGAAUUUUGCAAUAAUGCCUGCCACGCGACAUCAGUAGUCGCAAACUGUGAGGGUGCAGAUUGGUCUCUGUCUGCGCUGCCACCGCACCAUGCGCGCCGUCUCGACCUACGCGUCAAGAUUGAACGCAUCGGCUAUGCACUGUGGGUUUGGUAUGAGGAUGAAAUGAUGGGCUGGAAGAAGCUACGGGAAGUCACUUGGUUCUUCUGGGGUGUCGAGGACAAGGCCGUUCGUGUUGGAGUGUAUGCAAGUCGGCCCGCCAACUUUGGCAUGAGCAUGUUUGAGCGAAGAAACGGCAGUGGUCAAAACAGCGGAGCAAGGAACCUCUGCGUAGACUUUGAGGGCUUGGAAAUUGGCUGA
Molecule: messenger RNA, 828 nt
Organism: Plenodomus lingam JN3
Lineage: Eukaryota; Fungi; Ascomycota; Dothideomycetes; Pleosporales; Leptosphaeriaceae
Source: RefSeq, a predicted model, not a curated record